AUUUCCGGCGACUCCAGCGCCGCUGCCAGUCGCCGCCAUCACUCCGCUAGUUUUGUUUGGCGUGUUUGAAGUGCUGUUCGCAUUAGACUGUCCGAAAAAUAUCAACAAAUACCUCAAAGUCCGCUAAAAUAGUUCAAAUAUUUCUUGUUUCUUGUCAUGAGUGAUAGGGAGGGGAGCCGCUCACCCGUUGGCCACAAACCGAUGAACGAUCGGGACCAUUCGCCACACGCAAGGCGGGAAGAGUCACCAAGAAAUCACAAGGCCAAAAGUUACUCAAGAAGCCCCAGUCGUAGCCGGAAGAUGUCGUACAGAGAUGGCGACCGGGACCGAGACCGGCGCCGCGAUGACAGAGACCGGGAAGACAGAAGAUACAGGUCGCGCAGUCGAUCACGCUCAGACAGACGUUACAAGUCCUCGAGAUAUUCACAUAGUCACUCGCGUUCCCCCGGCGACCGGAGGUCGCUCUCACAUAGCCCUAUGUCUAGCCGCAGGCGCCAUAUGGGGACCAGGGACAAUCCCAAGCCGUCUCGAUGCCUUGGCGUCUUUGGAUUAAGUGUCUACACCACAGAAGACGAACUGUACCACAUCUUCUCCAAAUACGGACCGCUAGAAAGAGUGCAAGUCGUCAUUGAUGCUAAGACUGGACGUUCAAGAGGCUUCUCGUUUGUGUAUUUUGAAAACACAGAUGACGCCAAAGUAGCCAAAGACCAAUGCACUGGAAUGAAGAUAAAUGGUAAAAAUAUUAGGGUGGACUAUUCUAUUACCGAAAGGGCGCAUACACCGACGCCUGGAAUAUAUAUGGGCAAACCUACAUACAAAUACAGUGACCGCUACGAUCGACGUCGCGAUAGAGAUGAUUAUUAUGGGAGGGGUUCGAGGUACAGUCACAGACGUUCGCCGUCUCCGUAUUACAGACGACGUCGAUAUGAGCGUUCCAGAUCUCGCAGUUACUCUCCACGGUUAAGAACAAGAGGUUUGGGAUGAAUUGAAGUUUAUAUAAGAAAUAGAAUUUACUCAAGUUUCCUUAAAUCACUUCUCUGAAGCUUAUUUCAAUGAAAUCAGCUAUGAAUAAAACGAAAUGAAUUGUGAAAAUACAUCCAUCAAGAGAAUUGAGAAAUUUAUUAAAACAACUCUCUUGAAGAAUGAAAUUGUUUUCUCUUUUUUUAUGUAGAAGACACAUCACUCUGAUCCUUACGUUGAAAACGAAAACAUGGCGUUUCUCAGUCAACUAUUAGUACCACCAAGACGAUUUACAUUGUACUUUCAGACAGAAAACCUCCCAAUAAUUCAAAAGUUGAUUAGAAAAAGUUCGUUAGGAUUUUGGUACGUAGAACGGAAAACAAACCAACUCAAGACUUCUUAUCUCUUCUGUUGUAUUCCAACAGAUUCACAACAGUAACUGUUUUUCACUUAAUCUAUAUGUAUUUUUAAAUAAGAUAGGCGUAAUGCAUGUCAUUGUAUUCCUUCCAGUCAUGUACAAAGAACAGCUUAUACUAACAGUUCUUUUUUUUAAUUAUUUUUUUUUUACUUACUAAUGUGCACAUUCAAUUGUUUUAGUGUAAGGUGAAUUGGCAAUUCAGUUUUUUUAGAUUUAAGCUUAACGUCUACUUUUGAGUUACUUAAAAGUAGACCAAAUAAUACAUAUAGAUUUCACUGUAUCAUCACAGAUGCAGUUCCUAAUCAUAAAUUUACUUUUUCUUCAAUAGGUUUCCGGAGAACAUCCAAGAAGAAUAAACUCGGCAGAUAAUUUCGCCACAUGUACAUUUUAAUAAUAAUAAUAAUA
Messenger RNA from Zophobas morio, 1783 nucleotides. RefSeq names its product transformer-2 protein homolog beta-like. Gene Ontology annotation, molecular function: RNA binding. Lineage: Eukaryota; Metazoa; Arthropoda; Insecta; Coleoptera; Tenebrionidae. The coding region runs from base 157 to 984 and encodes 275 amino acids. The transcript has 8 exons. The record is from RefSeq and is a predicted model, not a curated record. Gene Ontology annotation, biological process: positive regulation of mRNA splicing, via spliceosome. Gene Ontology annotation, cellular component: spliceosomal complex.